AUGACCUAUUCCGAGAGAAACCGUGGCGAGAACCAGACCAUCUCCGGUAGUUUCAUCCUGGUGGGGUUUUCCUACCUUCACCAGCUGCAAAUCCUUCUGUUUCUGCUACUCCUUGUUAUCUACCUCCUCACCUUGAUGGGGAACCUGGUUGUUAUCCUCCUGACAAUGCUGAACUCCACCCUCCAUACCCCCAUGUAUUUCUUCCUGGCCAACCUGUCCUUCCUGGACAUCAUCUUCACCACCAGUGUGGUCCCUCAGCUGCUGGUUCACCUUCUGGUUGAGGAAAAGACCAUCUCCCUUGAGGGAUGUAUGGCCCAGAUGUACAUCUACACCAUCAUGGGCUUCACGGAAUGCUGCCUCCUCGCAGCCAUGUCCUAUGACCGCUACGUGGCCAUCUGUCAUCCCUUGCACUACACGACCAUCAUGAGUGGAAGGGUAUGUGCACAGCUCGCGGGUGCAUCAUGGAUCAUUUGUAUCUCAGUGGCCGUAGCUCAUACAAAAUGGCUCUUCAGCCUGCCCUUGUGUGGCUCCCACCACAUGCACCACUUCUUCUGCGACAUCGCACCAGUGAUGAAGAUGGUGUGCACCGACACAACAAACAUUAGGAUUGUAGGGUUCAUUUUGACAGGGCUGUUUAUCAUGAGCCCUUUCCUCUUGAUAAUCCUGUCCUAUGUCUACAUUAUCUCCACGAUCCUCAAGCUGCCGUCCGCGGAGGGGAAGCGUAAAGCCUUCUCCACCUGCUCCUCCCACCUCAUGGUGGUGACUUUGUUCUACGGAAUGGCCCUUUUUACCGAGCUGGUGCCCAAGUCUGAAUCCACCAUAGAAAGAGAUCAAAUGAUUUCCCUCAUGAACACCAUUGUGGCCCCUGUGUUGAACCCCAUCAUAUACACACUGAGGAACAAAGAGGUGAAGGGAGCCUGGAGAAAAACUAUAGUGAGGCGCAUCUUUGCUCACAGCUAG
This is a messenger RNA of Pelodiscus sinensis (Chinese soft-shelled turtle), 960 nucleotides long. Its product is annotated as olfactory receptor 10A4-like. Gene Ontology annotation, cellular component: membrane. Gene Ontology annotation, biological process: G protein-coupled receptor signaling pathway. NCBI's taxonomy places the organism in Eukaryota, Metazoa, Chordata, Testudines, Trionychidae. Gene Ontology annotation, molecular function: G protein-coupled receptor activity; olfactory receptor activity. The record is from RefSeq and is a predicted model, not a curated record.